Molecule: messenger RNA, 4191 nt
Organism: Dicentrarchus labrax (European seabass)
Lineage: Eukaryota; Metazoa; Chordata; Actinopteri; Moronidae
Gene: bub1
Product: BUB1 mitotic checkpoint serine/threonine kinase
Exons: 24
Coding region: 234-4001 (1255 amino acids)
Biological process (GO): mitotic spindle assembly checkpoint signaling; meiotic sister chromatid cohesion, centromeric; protein phosphorylation
Molecular function (GO): ATP binding; protein kinase activity
Source: RefSeq, a predicted model, not a curated record
CUUACAGUAAGUAUAAUGGUGCUUUUGUUUUGGAGGUUUUACUCCUUUCGUGCUUUUAUUUUGUGUAUUCGAACACGGAAAUGUCGUCAGGUCCCGGGGGCGUGGUCUUCUGGAACGCUCGCGUUGCUAUUGGCUGAGCGCGAAAAUUCAAAACGUCGUCGGACAGAAACAAACAGGAUGAAACGGACCCGAUCAGACAAUCGAUAGGACAGACUGAUCGACCACAACGCGAGAUGGAUGUCUCCGCUUAUUUACAGAGCUUUGAGAGCAGCCUGAGCUCAUACACAGGAGACGACCCGCUGGAUCCAUGGGACAAGUUCGUGGAUUACCUGGAGCAGUCUCUGCCUGCAGACGCUCGCAGUGGGAUGUCCCUGGUGUUCGACAGACUCGUGAAGAUGUUUCUGAGUGUCGAGCGAUACGCAAAUGACCUCAGAUAUGUGAACCACUGCAUCAAAUGUGCGAGUUUUUACCCCGACCCCACGGCGCUCUACAGUUACGUCUUCAGUAAGGGCGUCGGCACCAGGACGGCCGCGCUCUACGUGGCCUGGGCACAGAAGUUUGAGCAGAGGGGAAUGAAUGAACAGGCUGAUGCUGUUUACCAGAAAGCGAUGGAGAACCAAGCCCAGCCGGCCGACACUGUUCUCCAUGAAUACAGGCAGUUUGAAACAAGAACCAGAAUCCAGGCCCCCGUAGCAGCAGGAGUUCUGAACCCUUUGCAAAACUCCAGUUUAACCAACCAGAUGCCGACACACAGUGAGCCCGUGGCUCCAAACAAGGCCUGUGUGGACUGUGUACAGAAACCAGCAGCUCGUAGAACCGUCGUUACAGUCUCUCGCUCAGAGACGUCGGGGAUGCUCCCCUCCAGUCAGGGCCCCAGCGUUCCCACCGUGUCCGCCUACAAUACGGACGAGCUGGUUUGCGAGGAGUCUGAAUUCUGCUUCGAGGAGGUCAGAGCGGCAAAAUACUUCCGUAAGCUCCGGGAGGAGCAGGAGAAGGAGCAGAGAGAAAUCAAGGAGAAGAUGCUGAGGGAGCAGGAGGAGGACAUCCUGAGGUUUAAACGUAUGCUGGAGUCUGUGAACCGGGAUCUGCAGGUCUGUGGAGGUCUAAGCAGCCAGCCUUCAUCACAGAGGCUGCCUGUCGCAGAAACAGCCACCAGCCUGAACCCCAACCCUACCCAGCAGUCCUUUGGGCGCCCUCGACCCUCCAACCGUCCGAGCAACAGACGCUCUCUCGGGUUGAGGUUGCACACCGAGCCGACCUUCAUCCACGAGGCUGCUGCCGCCCCCGAACCCCUUCAGUGGCAGAGCGAGACCCAGAGCUCAGAGGGAACCCCUAGUCCCUCGGUCCUGGCUGACAGGAGCGUCCACUGCCCAGCACCAGCACCCACAUCAGCGCCUGUCGCCCAGACCCUGACGGUUCAGCCUCGGUCGGUUCAGCAGGCUGUGAGCUUCGAGCAGAUGAACGUGUCGCUCCACAGACCCGCCUGCGUCCCCGCCGCUGACGCUGAUGUUCUCUGUUGGGACGGUCGAGUUCAACCCAGCAGCUCGGAGAACUGUCGACCCUCGGAGCACAACGCCUCCACACAUCAGGAUGUCUGCUACCCGCCAGAGCCCGAGGAGAAGCUCAACAUGUCACAGGGCGGCACAGGUAACCUGUCUCACAUCACUCCUAACACCUCACUGGGCUAUGUUCAGGCCACACCAUCCAGGGUGCUGCCGUCACCCACUGUCAACACACGAGAAGCACUGGAUGUGAUAAUGGACAUGUUCCAAGCGCCGACCCUCCUCGAGGACCCGUUCAACAACACGUCGGUGCUCCAUGCUGCAGAGAGGGAGGUUGACCCCGGCUGCCCGAGAAACGGCGGCGCCUCCUCUUUCACCCAGCCCCCGCCCACAGCGCCGUUCUCCGUCUUCCAGGAUGACACCGACAAAGAAAAUGGGAGUGUUGCUGCUCCCGCGGUCGAGAAGUCCAAACCGAUCAGAGCUCUGGCUGAGAUCCCAGUGUCCAACAAACCCAACGACACUCCUCAGGAUCUGAUGCCGGACGAGAGCACCAUGUGGGGAGCUCGCUACAACAGCCUCAACUCGCUGGCUGCUUGUCCCAACAGCACCACCGACUUCGCCAUGUUGGCUCAGUUCGUCUCCACACCGUUCACACACAAAACCCCCUCCAACAGCAACUUCUUCCAGGACCAAGAGAACAACUGUGACACUGGAGAUGAAGCUUUCAUCAGACGACAGCCGAAAAAGCUCAGUCCCAUCAUGGAGCAGAGUCCGUCCAACGACAAGCUCUCUGAGACGGCCGUCAGUCAGCUGGUCCCCUCCUCCGAGAGACACGGCACCAUCGUCAGCGAGGGGCUCGGCACGGCCCAGCUCGGCCUCACCUCCUCCUCCAUCACCAUGGUGCAGCCCCCCCCUCCGGCGGUGCUCUCCUUCAGAGACCAGACCAUCUGUCCCGCUGACUCCUCCGUCUCCAGGACCGCAGGGCCCGGCUGGGAAGUGUACGCGAGCCCCGAGCAGCCGCCCGCACAGGUCUCUCUGAUCUCGCAGCAGCCCCAGAGUUCAGCCAGACCCAGAAACGAACCUUUUUCCAUCAUGGAGGAUUUGGACAAACCCGCCAGCCCACAAGGAGCCCAGAAAGUGUUUGAUGUUCCCAUGAGCCCUGAGGGUGCUAUCAAACCCGAGUGGCUGGCCAUCAGAAGCCCCGAGCUCACAGUUGAACCGGACCUGGAUGCCUUCCUGAGUCCCCGUCGGCUCAAGAAAGCCGACUUGAACAAGAGCCGGGACGUCCCCAUGAGUCCCGGACAGCUGCAGCUCUGUGCCGACGUCCCCAUGAGCCCGGCGCCGCAGUUCGGCGCCGCCGACGAACCCAUGAUGAGUCCAGACAGAGGGCCGAGGCUGAGCACCGACGUGUCCAUGAGCACGACGCCGGCCAGGACCGCCACGUCCCCGCUGGUCUCGGACCCCUGGGACGACGCACUGAUGUCUGACCUGCUGUCCAGACUCACCCCGCCUCUCACCUCUCACCCCCGCUGCACCACCUGGAGGUGCAACGUGCCCAACAUCGCCCCAAAGACCACCCUCAGCAUGGGAAACGCGUCCCUGCGAGUCGACUGUGUCCUCGGAGAAGGUGCGUUUGCUAAAGUCUACCAGGCUACUGACCCUGUGACCUCAGAGAGGAUGGUGUUAAAGGUUCAGAAGCCAGCCUAUCCCUGGGAGUUCUACAUCAACACUCAGCUGGACGCCCGGCUGCGGCCCGACGUCCGUCACCUGUACAGCCGCAUCCACUCGGCUCACCUCUUCCACAACGGAAGCGUGCUGCUCGCCGAGUUACACAACUACGGCACCCUGCUGAACGCAGUGAACAUCUAUAAAACCCUGAGCGACAAGGUGAUGCCUCAGCCUCUCGUCAUGUACUUCACCGUCUGCAUGCUGAACAUGGUGGAGCAGCUGCACCGCAUCCACGUCGUCCACGCCGACAUCAAACCCGACAACUUCCUGCUGGGGGAGAGGUUCUUGGAGAACCGGUGUUUCGACCCGGAGAACGUGGACCACGGCCUCGUCCUCAUAGACCUCGGACAGAGCAUCGACAUGGAGCUUUACCCAGAAGGCACUGCUUUCACUGGCAAGUGUCUGACGUCGGGCUUCCAGUGUACGGAGAUGCUCAGCGGGAAACCCUGGAACUAUCAGACGGAUUACUUCGGGAUAGCAGGGACCGUCUACUGCAUGUUGUUUGGGACGUACAUGCAAGUCACAAACGAAGGUGGCGUGUGGAAGACGAACGGCGUGUUUAGAAGGAACCCCCACAGCGACCUGUGGCUGGAGUUCUUCCACACUCUGCUCAACGUGCCCGACUGCGUCUCCCUGCCGAGCCUCCAGAGCCUCCGCAGCAAACUGACCUCCGUCCUGCAGCAGAGCUACAGCAGCAAACUGCCCACGCUCAAGAACCGGCUGGUGGUUCUGCUGCUGGAGAACCGCAAGCAGGCCCGCAGCUACCACUGAGCACACUGAACUCCUCUUUCUCUUAUUCUUCUUAUUUUCUUUUUUUAUGUACACACUUACAACGUCACACUGUUUGAAUACAGGUUGCACUUUCAAAGCAAACACAACUGGCAUUGGAAACGUGGAUGAUACAAAUUAACCUAGAUCAUUUAAAGUUGUAACAUUUCCACAUUAAAAUGUGUAAAAACAC